Botrytis porri is the source of this 429-nucleotide messenger RNA. RefSeq lists its product as uncharacterized. The record is from RefSeq and is a predicted model, not a curated record. Lineage: Eukaryota; Fungi; Ascomycota; Leotiomycetes; Helotiales; Sclerotiniaceae. The coding region runs from base 130 to 429 and encodes 99 amino acids. The transcript is spliced from 2 exons.
GUUUCCACAAUCGGGUGUUCUGAUAUCCUCUACACGCAUCUCCUGAUGCUUCAAUUUGACUUUCAUAGACUUUGGAAAUAAGUUCAUGGAUCGAUCUCGUCGUAGCUAUGAUGCUGGAAGCAAUACAAAAUGAUUGGGCUUGAUGAAAUUCGGGAAACAAUUUCACAGUCAUUAAGGAAGCCAAAAACUACAGCGCAGUUCUGUAAUCCCCGACCGUUGCUCUCGCAACCGAGCCGUUCAUCUGCAUCUUGUACCAAGAUUUUGAGUUUCCAUCCUAAUCAAGGUACAAAUGAAGUCCUUGGCGCUCGCGUCGAGGAACGCUUUCUAAGAGAGCCAAGUGCCAGAUCAAGACUUUCCCUUCACGACUAUCCGCAUUUUAUGGCAUUCCCGGCUGCAAGAUAUGCAAAGUUCCAUGGCGAGUGGCAGUGA